Molecule: messenger RNA, 3490 nt
Organism: Octopus sinensis (East Asian common octopus)
Lineage: Eukaryota; Metazoa; Mollusca; Cephalopoda; Octopoda; Octopodidae
Product: MBT domain-containing protein 1
Exons: 20
Coding region: 567-2726 (719 amino acids)
Biological process (GO): regulation of DNA-templated transcription
Cellular component (GO): nucleus
Molecular function (GO): zinc ion binding
Source: RefSeq, a predicted model, not a curated record
AUAAAUAGAAUCUGUUGGAAGGUGUCAUGGCGCAGGCUUCUCGGCUGUCGAGGCUCUCUCCCGUUCUCCUCCCGACUAAACCCAACCAGACCCACCAAUUCUGCUGCUAUUAACAACAGUUGUUGUGUGUUCAGUUCAUGACAGCUUUCUGCCAGUUUCGUUUCUUCCAAUAUCAGGAUUUCCACAGUUUUUAAGGAAUAUUAUCGAUAUUAUUGCAAGAAAAAAAAAAAGAUAAGAGAACCGAAGGAAUUGGUAACACGAUCGUUGUUGUUCGACGGAAGCAUCGUCGUUUUGGGGUUCCUGUCGACGGUAAACCUCAAGAUCUGGAUAUCCUAAUAUAAGAUACAACAUCGAAGAAUCAAAGAAGCGUAUUACGCAAAUAACAACGUCGAAUAUUUCUGCUGCUUUUUUCCUUCUUCCCCCAAAAUCCGAAGCGAAACUCUGGUUCUGCAGACUCAAGGACGACCUCACUCUCCACAGGGCCAUUGCGAUUGUGUACAAAAAAGCCUGACCCGAGCCUCAUACGCAAAGCUUCUUAGCUUAGGAAAUGGAUUGCAAAUACUAAAAUGGCUGAAGAUGAUUACAACUUGUCUUUAAUUGAUGGAUACGACAGUUACAAUGAGAGUAAUAGUUCUGACAAGGAAAGGUCUGCAGAGAAAAUCAUUGAGUCUCAAGUUCCAACAGACACUAAGCCCAUCACUCUAGAGAAACCUGCCCCUUUACAUUUUAUCAAUGGCAAAGAUGGCAUGGCAACUUGUGAAAAGUGUGGUACUGUUGGUGUAAAGCAUGCUUUCUACUCGAAAUCUAAGCGCUUCUGCAGUUUGGCUUGUUCUCGUAGUUUUGCUACCGCUCAACGAGAAGGCAAGCCUAUUGUGAAAUAUUCUUCAAUUUCUAGCCAGAGUAAAAUGUGUAAAAAAUCCAGUCUAAAAUCUUCCAACCUGCAAUACUACCAUCGAAGUUUCCCAACAUCAAUCAACUGCAGCAAAAGUGACAAGAUUUUUGAUUGGGGACCUUAUUUAAAAUCUUCCUGUGCUGAAGCUGCCCCUGUUAGCUGUUUUAAACAUGCUGCAAUGAGUGAUGGCUGGGACAACAUUACUGUUGGCAUGAAAGUAGAAGUUCCCAACUACGACACAGACCUUGCCAAUGUCUUUUGGAUUGCAACUGUUACCAAAAUUGCAGGUUACAAAGCUCUGAUGAGAUAUGAAGGUUUUGGAAAUGAUUCAUCUAAAGAUUUUUGGAUAAACCUUUGUACCAGAGAUGUCCACCCUGUAGGGUGGUGCGCAACCAUCGGCAAACCGCUUGUUCCUCCAGAAUCUAUUCAAACCAAGUAUGCUGACUGGAAGGAGUUUUUGGUUAAGCGGCUUACUGGUGCGAGAACACUCCCAAGUAACUUUUAUAAUCUGGUGUUAGAUUCUCUAAACGAUCACAAGUUUAAAAGGGGAAUGCAUGUGGAAGUAGUGAACAAGAUGUGCGUUUCAUCUAUGCGGGUUGCCACAAUUGAUGAAAUUGUCGGUGGGCGUUUGAAAUUACAGUAUGAAGGGGAUGAGACUAACGAGUUUUGGUGUCAUUUCAAAUCCCCACUCAUCCAUCCGGUUGGUUGGUCGCAACAAGUUGGACACAAGCUUACUGCCAGUGCUGAAUACAAGGCCGAUUGUGCUGUGAAGCUUUCAACACAGAACUACGACAGUAGCGAUGCCACACCACGUAUGUUUCGUAAAGAAAAAGACCCUCCCGCUCUUUCCAAUUCCAAGCUUUCAUUUGAAGUUGGUAUGAAGUUAGAAGCUAUUGACCCCCUAAAUCUAUCGGCCAUUUGUGUGGCUUCAGUUAAUAAGGUCUUAAAAAAUAAUUAUUUAAUGAUUGGUAUUGAUGGCUCCCUUGCACAAAAUGGCUCUGAUUGGUUUUGUUAUCAUAUAACAUCUCCUUGCAUUUUCCCUGUCAGUUUUUGUGAAGUAAACAAUUUAGAGCUGACCCCACCUCGAGGAUAUAAAAGCCAAUUCCAGUGGUUUGAAUAUCUCAAGGAAACCAGUUCUGUUGCUGCACCAGUAAGAUUGUUUGAUAAAGAAAUUCCAAAACACAAAUUUAAAGCUGGUAUGAAACUAGAAGCUGUUGAUCUUAUGGAACCAAGCUUGAUCUGUGUUGGCACCGUUGGCCGUGUGGUAGGACGUCUCCUACGAAUCCAUUUUGAUGGUUGGGAGAAUGAAUAUGACCAAUGGGUCGAUUGUGAAUCCCCAGAUCUUUAUCCUGUUGGAUGGUGUGAAAUUGUUUCUUAUCCAAUUGAGGGACCAAGGAUUAAAGAAACUUCAGCAGCCACAUUAUCUGCAUCCAUGGCGAAUCGAAAAAGAAGGGGCAAAACACAAGUUUAUAAAGGUCCAAGGAAAAAAAGAAAGUCCAAAUUAAGUACUCGACCUCUCAACCAAAACGGCUCCGAGAACUUGAACUCGUGUCCACCCCAUGUACAGCUGACUUCAGAAGCAGUUGCAGCAGCAUUACCUCCUUUAUUGGACAAAAGCAAUACUGAUUCCUUCCUUGAAACUGGUUGCUUAAGCACAAAAGUUUUAAAUCCUGAACCUGAAACUGAGCACAAAGAGGGCUCAGCCCCAGAUGCACCCCCUGUAUUGAGUCCUCAUGCACCCAGCUCGGAUUUUCACUCCUCAUCUUUUCAAGUCCAAGAUCAUUCACAAAGCAUUGUUUCAUCUGUACCUUCUGAGGCCAAUAUAGGGCAUUGAUGGAGAAAGAAGUUUUAUGAGCUCAACCCAAGAUUAAAUUGUUAACACAACUAGAAUGAAAUUCGGAUCUUCCAAUAACAAGGUUCAUGAAAUGAUUUUCCAACUGAAACCACCACCACAACUCCUCUUCCUCCUCCUUUCUCUCUUCUGAACACAGCCAUCGUUCACAACAUUUGAGCAGAACUUGAUGUUACAUUUACAUGUCUUCUUGCAACUCACUCAACUCCAAAGAACUUCCUUUCAAUUACCAUAUCAUUUACUGCCAAAUUUUGUGGGUUUUUUUCCUUUAUUAAAAACUGUUCAUUUUUCCACAUUCACUAUUAUUACCUCAAACAGACACUUAAUUACUCUAAUUACUCGUUAUCUUUUCUUCUCAACUCUAUUUUACAGUAGUUUUUCCCUAAUUAAUACAUUUACCUAUCAUUGCUUUUCCGUCUCUAUUUUUUGCUGUACUGUUUUGAAAAUAAACCCAAACUUAGUCACAUUACAUUUCUACAAGGCGGCAAUUCUUUGUGAACUUGUUUGAUGUCUGAUAUCAUAGAAAGAUCUUAUACAAUUUUGAAACUGGUUUGACUGGCCAAAUCUCCAUGCCACCUUACUUCAUUAUUGCACUCAGUUAAUUGGGAAACUUUUACCAUUUUCCUUUCAUUCCUUCAUAUUGUAUUUCAGUCCAAUAUUAUAAUUUCAAAACAAUUUCAUUAAACAGAAACAGCUUUGUACAUAAGUAGCAUUCAGCACGAUAAACUGUUAUUUAUCUCUCUUUA